This is a messenger RNA of Trematomus bernacchii (emerald rockcod), 1387 nucleotides long. Its product is annotated as G2/M phase-specific E3 ubiquitin-protein ligase-like. Gene Ontology annotation, molecular function: ubiquitin-protein transferase activity. The coding region runs from base 19 to 1245 and encodes 408 amino acids. The transcript is spliced from 9 exons. Lineage: Eukaryota; Metazoa; Chordata; Actinopteri; Perciformes; Nototheniidae. The record is from RefSeq and is a predicted model, not a curated record.
UUAGAAAUACAUGCAAGCAUGUGUGGAGAAAGAGAUCAACAUGUCCGUCUGGAUGAGAAAACUGACAUGGGCCACAACGAUGGAAAGGCAAUGGAGAGGCAAUUCGAAAGUGUUGAUGACGUAUUGGACACAAUCUCUGGAAGAGUAGACGUAGAGAAACGUUUCAAUAUACAAAUCUCACGAACAAACAUUCUCGAAAGAGGCCUUCUACAGUGGCAGCGUCAAAAAGGCAGUUCACCCACAGCUACCCUGAACGUGACCUUCUUUGGGGAGGCAGGAGUCGACACAGGAGCCCUCCGAAAAGAAUUUCUCACAGAAGUGGUGGCAGGAAUUGAGGGUCGUUUCUUUGAAGGACCUCAACAGCAGCGGAUCCCACGGUACUCUCUGAAUGACUUAGACAGUGACCUCUACAGGACAGUGGGAGAGAUUUUGGCUGUUAGUUUGGCACAAGGUGGCCCCGCCCCUGCCUUCUUCAGCCCAUGGACUUACAGUUACCUCUGUAGUGGACGUAUAAACCAGAAGGUUCUCAACAGUGAUUCAGUGGCAGAUGUCCAGCUGAGAGAGUUAAUUGACCAGGUUGAGUCGGCGACUGAGCAUUCAAUUAUAGGCCUAUCUGAUGAAAUAUUGAAUUGUGGAUAUACUGGAAAUGUCUCCAUUCCAAACAAGGACACCAUUGUUCGUUCCAUCAUACUCCACGCAGUGCUGCGGCUGCAGCCUAUGUUGGAACAACUAAGGGAAGGCUUGCAGCUGUAUGGACUCCUUUCACUGAUGAGUCAGUACCCAGAUAUCUGCCAGCCCUUGUUUGUUUCUGGGGAAGAUGUAAAAGUCAAUGCAGAGUUUGUCAUGACAUCCAUUCUUCCUCAACUGAGUGACAAAGGGACUACCAGGCAUCAGGUUGAGCUGGAGAUGAUGAACUUCAUUCAGGACUUCCUAUAUGAAGCUGAAGAUCAUGGGCAUGUAGAUAAAGAUGGCCUACAUCCCAUCACACCUGCAACGUUUCUGCAGUGGAUCACAGGCCAGGGUCACGUCCCACUUCUUCCCUCAGAGAAGAAGGACUUUGCAGUUGUGAUCCAAUUCAAUCAUGACUGCAGUGCAGACUUUGGGCAUCACAGUGUCUGUUACCCUGUUGUGACAGCAUGUGCCAAGACAAUCACCUUACCUGUGAGACAUAUGAGGCCCUAUGAAAAAUUCAAAAACAUCCUGACUGAAGCGUUUCAAUUAGGCCAAGAAUUUAGCAAUGUGUAAUAAGGUAACCAUUAACGACCUCUGUUCCAAGUUAACCUUACUGUUUAAGUGUUAAAGGUUUAGCAUUGACUGCUUCCAGUCAAGUAAUCUUAAAAAAAAAUGUAAUGGCAGCAAUAGAGUGGUGCAGUGAUGACGUGUUUUU